AUGCGCAUCAUUUCAAGCAGUGCAGCCGCUGUCGUGACUAGGCAUUCCCAGAUGCAUCAUGGUGUUCUGGCACCUAUAACUAUGCACGGUGACUUCAAGUUAGGGGCGCAAGUUACCAGCAUUCCUCCGGAAGUCAAGGAACUAAAGUCCGUUGCUCGUGGCAAGGGGAGCCAUAUGAAAGAAGGUCAUACGAACGUAACUUACUUAUUGGAAAAUAACGGUGGGCGAGGUGGCCUAUGGGUGGCGUCGAAGCUGAUGUACGGUGUUAGUGAUGUAGAUUUGACUGCCCAGAACAAAACCGACAAGGUCGCGAUUAUGCUUGACGGUGCAGAAAUUACUCGUCACAACUGCAAACGAACAUUGAACGAAAAGAACAAGGUUUGCGCCGAUCGUGCUCAAUGGAGUAAGAAUCAUGUCACAAGUGCAGCCCAUAUAUACCAUUCUAGCGACUCUCCGAGACCCAGUGAGCCUUGCAAUGUCAUCUCGCCAACCUCGAGGUCCAACUGCACAGUCAUUUCCACCUCGUCAACAUUUCACAACCCCAUCUACCUACUCUCAACAUGCUCAAACUACACUACGCCAACCAGCCCCGAGUGCCCGGACUUCCACAUCGCCGUAGGAGGGUCCACUCGUGUGACUCCACCGAGUUCCCAUUCAAUGGUCGUCCGGGAUUCCCAUGAUUUCUCUCUCGCAUUAUCUAUCCAGGCUGCUCAAGCCGAUACCAGAGAAUGCUCCUGGUACGGGGUGUGGUCCAAAGUCUUGGAAAGAUAUAUAUUCCGUAAUGCGGAUGCACCCCGAACAGCGUGCACCUGCAUUCCGCAGUAUUCCCUCGUUGCAUCCCAUGAUUCAAGUCGCUCGCCGCAGAGUGGUAGCUCCGGUUGGUCUGACGUAGUCAUGGGCAGCCCUUCACAAGAUCGGCAUUCGAUGACUCUAGGGAGCCCCCUUCCUGGACCACCCUUAGUGCCAUACAACCAUACCCCAGAUUUUAGUCCUGAUCCACAGGCAAUUUUCGGAGGACCACUGCCUCCCCUUACACCUAGCCCUCCACACUCAGGCUCGUUGCGUCAUGUACCGUACCCUGAAAGUCCUAUUGCACAGCGUGUCACUCGUUUGCAAUCUCUUCAUGCGAAGGAUGCUUCCAACCUUCCAGUCAACACCCGUCCACUGCCUCAAUCCUCAUCGCCAUAUCAAAUUCCAUUAGGUGGUAUUCCCCCAACAACUCCACCCAGACAGACUACCGGCUUGUCGGAUGCAUCCUUCAGAAUUCCGGACUUUGUGCAAAUACUCGAGCAUGCACAAAAGCCCUUCCCAGUCAUUACUGGUCAUGUAAUCCGCCGGGUGAUCAUGAUAGUUGAAAUCAAACCGGAGCCACCUGCCGGUACGAUGUUUAAAUGGGAACGUAUCUGGAAGAGUCAAGUACAGGAGCAGGUUCUUCAUGCAUUUGAGGCUGAUCGUACUCUCAAAUACUUGGGAGUCAUCAUAGCUGCUGGUCGUCGUUGGGUGUAUAGCACUGUGGACCGUAGCGAUCUAGUUCCUCGGACAAUGUCAGAGAAGCGCGAUCCAACUUGGCGCGGCACUGGACCGCGAGUACCAUCGUCUGAUGACUCCGUGGUAGAGGAGAGGGAAGUCCAGCGUGUUAUGCCCUCGUUGAACUCCCUCGACUUUCUCCCCAAAGCAGAGAAUGGUACCUUGUAUCAAUUUGAUCUCCUGGACGCCAGGGGAGAGUCUCUUAGAGCCUUUAAAGGGAUUUUAGAUGACCUGCGCUAUCAUAACAGUGAUAUUUGGAUCUAGGACAUCUUGAUAACGCAGUCAGGAGGGAUGUGGGAUCAUCGCGAAGUGGGAUGGACGUAGAAAUAUAAGCAUGCGGUGUACAACGAUGUUAGGUAGAAUGUCACAAAUAUAGAUAAUAUUGUGGUCAUGUAGUCGCUACAUGCAGUAGGAUUCGAUGAAGACGCCAUGAAUGGCUGUUAUAUAUCAACCGUUUUGAAAGUA
Suillus fuscotomentosus is the source of this 1992-nucleotide messenger RNA. RefSeq lists its product as uncharacterized. The record is from RefSeq and is a predicted model, not a curated record. The transcript is spliced from 7 exons. The coding region runs from base 1 to 1791 and encodes 596 amino acids. NCBI's taxonomy places the organism in Eukaryota, Fungi, Basidiomycota, Agaricomycetes, Boletales, Suillaceae.